Messenger RNA from Prorocentrum cordatum, 695 nucleotides. NCBI's taxonomy places the organism in Eukaryota, Dinophyceae, Prorocentrales, Prorocentraceae. The record is from the annotation of a GenBank genome assembly.
GAUCUACAUGGUGGACCGGGUGCCCUUCCGGCGCGAUUUCGCCUUGCGCUUUGGCGCCACGGCAACGUUCUCCUUUGAAGACGCGGUCGCGGGGGUCAAGGAGUGCACCGAGGGCCGCGGUUGCUCGCUGGUCUUCGACACCGCGGGCGACAGCGCCAGUCUGGAGGCCUGCCUGCAGACCGCGGCGGUGGGGGCGCGCCUGGCGCUGGUCGCCAUUCCCGAGGCCGACCACCUGGCGUACAACCCCCACCAGGCCCGCACCAAGGAGGUGCGCGUGGUCAACGUGCACCGCUCCAACGUGCUGCUGAGCGAGUCGGUGGCGCUGUUCGCCGACGCCGCGGCCGCCGCGCAGCUCGAGCGCCUCGUGACCCACAGGAUGCCGCUGGAGUCUGUGCAGAAGGCGUUCGAGAUGGCGGCCGGGUACUCCGAAGGCGUUCUGAAGAUCAUGCUGCAGCCAGGGAGGUGCCGCUAUCGCGCCCGCCGCGUGGGCGUCAUCGGCGGCGAGGGCAUGCACGCCUGCCCGGAGUACCUCGGCCGACUGGUGCGCGACUGCGGCGUCGAGGUCUGCUUCGCCGCGUCCCUGGGCCGCGAGGGCGCCUCGCGCGGGGCCUAAGACGGUGCGCGCCCCGAUCGUGGCGUCGGAUGUGGGGCCGCGGGGCCUACACGUGGCCUUGGGGCCCCGGCUUCUCUCCUCG